CUCUGGCAGAGUCAUGCAUGCGAUGGCCCCACAGCCGCCCCGUGGAGGGACCAGGCGUAGUCAUGCCACCAUUACGGCCAGCAGCUGCAGUGCAAGGGCUGGCUGGGUGAUGAUCGCCGCGCAAGCCCUCCUCGCGCUGACCGAAAGCCGCGCCUUUCUCCUACAACCCCCCAUAUCGCCCCCGCCUACCCACCCUUCAAGGUUCAACCACUUCAGCUCCAACUCGGCGCGGAGAGCGCCGGUUGCCGCCACCCACUGCCUCACUGCCUCCAGUACAAGGAGCACAAGGACCGCGAUUCACGCGGCAGCAGCGAAGUCCAGGAGCAGCAGCGGCGGCCGCCAAGGCGACGACGAGAGCUUCGCGGAGGACCAGAGGUACCGCCGCAAGGCGAGGGGGGUCAACCUGAGGAGGGACGACGCGGGCUUGCCCUCGGAGAAGGUCUACGCUCCCCGACAGAGCGCCUACGGCACGCCGACGGUAGGCGGAACGGGGCGCCCGGGUAAGGUCCGGCCACAGGGGGAGGAGAGAGAAGUGUCCAUCAACAACGCGGCGCGGUUGAAGGUGGCCGGGGGCAUCGCCAAGGGUCGGCGAUUGGAAUCCCCGGACGUGUUUCUGCGCCCCAUGAUGGCCAAGGUUAAGGAGGCGUUGUUCAGCACCCUCAUGGGCUUCGGGGUGUUUGAGACCGAGGAUGCACGGUUCCUCGAUCUUUUUUCCGGGUCUGGUUCGGUGGGAAUUGAAGCACUCUCUAGAGGGGCCGGUCACGCCACGUUCGUCGACUUCGCGAAGGACUGUUGCGAUGUGUGUCUGCGCAACGCCAACCUGUGCGGCUUCUCCGAUCAGGUCAAGGCUGUCAAAGGAGAUGUUAUGGAUGUUUUGUAUAACCCUCGAAGGUACGGCCUAGAAACCCCGUUCGACGUGAUCACGGUCACACCGCCUUACGAGGAAGUCGUCUACGCCGAGCUCGUCAAGGCCCUCUCCGUCAGCGACCUCGUGGCGCAGGACACCCUGGUUGUGAUCGAGUACCCCGUCGAGCUCGGCUGCAUGCCUCACGCCAUCGGCGACGGCACCAUGGUCGGGCUGCGGAACCGGCGGUACGGGCGCACUGUGGUUGGGGUGUGGGUGUACCUUCCCUCCGGGCAGUUCGGCGACAUGCUGGACUCCCGCCCGGAGGAAUUUGUCAGCAUCAAGAAGAAGUAGAGAUGUAGACGGAUACUUCCAUGUGUCAGCGUCAACAAGGAAUGAGCAGGAAUUUCCGCACAUGCCAGCGUUCAUGAAGGAAGUCGAACCAACUUCAGGCCUCAACGUUGGUAUGAAUACAGAACACGUCACCCAAUUCGAAAGUGGGUAGGGGAGGAGGUGGAGGCCCUCACCAGCAAAUGACCACCCUGCGAGGUGUAGAUGCCACUGUUUGAUUGGCUCCAUACUAUCUGAGAAGAACGGAGAAGGCAAAACGGUGGAACACAUCCCCAAUCGCUGUCAAGACCCUCUCGGUUCUGUCCCCGAAUCUCACUCCUUGAUUUCCUCUGUGUUGUCCUGUGGGGUAUCGGACACCUCAACAACCGAGUUCCAGCAGGUUCAUGAAAAGGUUUGGAUUCAAGUUCUUCCGUGCGAAGCUGUUCGCGACUCUCCUCCCGUUGUUGACUACGAUGUUCGUCUUACGUGUUGGCGAGGCGCUGUACAGGAGGGCGUGUCAUGUGCGCGCCUCGUGACGAUAUUGACAACGAUUUAUUUCCGUGUUUCGCAUCAAGACUCGUGCUGGUGCCCAGAUAGUGCCCUACUGUUUCACUCCCUGUGUAGUGCCGUGUGUCCAAGGGUAGUGGAUGUCUUCGUGAAUCGGGGCCACCGUGUUUUGUUUUGCACUCCGCCUUGCCGGUACAACAAGCUACUUCCCAGGGCCGAGAGCGCGGCGUUUUGUUGAUGCUGACGUCAUUGACUUGCGCCUAUCCGUUCAUACCAAGUCGAUUUUCUAUGGGGUGUGUACGAGCAUUCCCAAAGGAGUAUCAACCCCGCAACCGCUGCCCCCAACACGCACCCGGAUAAAGUCGUGGAAACGCGCGGUAGCAAAACCAUGUUGACGCUUGAAACCAGUACGACGGGCGAAAAUGCAUCUCCAGCUUCGGUGGCCAGGCGACAGCCAGUGACGGUCGAUUUGUUUUCACCUAGUCCAAACGAUACCGCCCAAUGGAAUAACAGCUUCUCUGGGGAGAGCGCAGAGCGCCAGCCAUUGCCACUUAGCCCCGACGCUUUCUUCACUUCCCGGCAAUAACCAGCCUGGCCCGCCGCCUUGUGUGUGGCGAGUGAGCAACAAGAGAUCUCGCCGCUAGACAAUGUCCGGUCCUCGUCCUUCCAGAGUGGCGUCCUCUUUUUGCAGCAACGCUGACACUACCCACCAUCGCCAGCACCGCACAUCCGCGAGACCUGUGACCCGCACCGAG
Molecule: messenger RNA, 2436 nt
Organism: Ectocarpus sp. CCAP 1310/34
Lineage: Eukaryota; Phaeophyceae; Ectocarpales; Ectocarpaceae
Source: the annotation of a GenBank genome assembly